Passer domesticus (house sparrow) is the source of this 6364-nucleotide messenger RNA. It is a transcript of the gene ZFYVE16, whose product is annotated as zinc finger FYVE-type containing 16. Gene Ontology annotation, biological process: endosomal transport; protein targeting to lysosome. Lineage: Eukaryota; Metazoa; Chordata; Aves; Passeriformes; Passeridae. The record is from RefSeq and is a predicted model, not a curated record. The transcript has 19 exons. Gene Ontology annotation, cellular component: early endosome membrane. Bases 294 to 4838 code for a protein of 1514 amino acids. Gene Ontology annotation, molecular function: metal ion binding.
GCGCGCAGCGGAGGGUCGAGGCCGCCGCCCGGAGCCGCCGGCGGGGCCGGGGCGGGCCCUGAGGGGAGACGGGCCCCAGACGGCCCCGAACCGGCCGGGUGAGGUCGGGGCGACGCGGCUGUGGGACUCUGACCUCCGACUGAGGUUACCUGGGUGGGACAUUUGCCCCUGGAGCAUUCUGCUCAGGAUAAAUCUGGUGACUGAACACGGUGAUGGAGCUGAAACAACGAAACCAGCGAGCAAGGAGACUGCAGGUUUAAGAAGGCUAAAGCUUCACUAGAACUGUGACUAGAAUGGACAGUUACUUUAAAGCUGCUGUCUGUGACUUGGACAAACUGCUUGAUGAAUUUGAGCAGAAUACAGAUGAAUGUGAGUGCUUCAGAACACCUCAAAAUCCAUACGACUCAAAGCUCUCUUCAGUCCUGGAUUGCUUAGAGCAUGCACACCCCACUCCAGAGCUGCCAGAGGAUCCUGCUGGAUGUCCUGCCCCAGAGGAGAGCUCUCUCCGUGCCCCUGCAGGCACAAGUGAUGUGCUCAGCUUCCCACCACCCAAAGAGAAGGGUCUUGCUGGACCUGACCUCUUGUCCACUGUGGACAGUAGUUCCCUAAAUGAAGUUCAGGCUCUGAGCCUGGGAAGGUGUAGCGUGCCUGUGUGUGAUCUUGUCAGUGACACAGCAAAUUUAAUCCCCUCCGUGGCUGCUCCAGAAGGGGCUCAGGAGCUGCACCAGGAUGAGUUCCAGUGCAGCCAGGGGCCCGCUGGCUGUGGCGUGUCUUGUGUCCCCGUUCCUGUUUGUGUGACUUCACCUGGCUGCAGCAGGGCUGCCAGCACGCAGCAGAGUGAUGGGGACUCUGUGUUACAAGAUUCAGGGCAUCUUACAGCAGAACAAAGUAAUAAUUCUGCUUUAAAACCAGAGAGUUACGCUGCAGGAACGGUCCUGGGUCUGUGUGAUGAUCAACACAGGACAGAAGCUGUAAAGUGCAAUGAAGUACUCAACCACCCUGGACAAACUUCUGCCCUGGAUACUGAAUGUGUCACUGUAACAUCACAGAGCUGGAAUGCACACAGUCCCAAAGAUGAGGAAGCCUGUGAAAAACUGCCUUUGGAACCACGAGAUGACAGUGCAUGCUCUGCAGCAAGCAAAGAAGUGUAUGGAGGAAAUGCUAUAGGAAAGGUAGACCCAAACAAUGGGAAUAAUGCUGAUUCCAUGCCUUCAGAUCUGCCAAAGAGGCAUCCCUUGCACAACAGCAAUGCAACAGUACCUGGGAAUCGUGUCUUACCAGGCUCCUCGUGUCAAAUAGGAGCUGAAGUAGAAUUGGAAAAGAAAGUCACAGAAGAGAAUGUAGGUAGUGAAGAACUUCAUAGCAGUGAGAUACCAAGCAGUGUUUUCAGUUCGUGUAUGUCAGCUGAGGAUGUCCAGACAUCUCUGUCUUGUCUUUCCCUUCCUGUGUCCAUGUGUGGUUCACUAGCUGUAACAGAAGAAAAGGUUAAUCUUCUACCUCAAAAUGCUGUGCCAGAGGUUAUUAGUGAUACUGUAACUGUUCAUGCUGGAGAGUCUGAAACUCCUCUCCCUGGCAGGGAAUCCUGUGAAGAUGCUAGCUGGCAUGAGCAAGAAGAUGUAGCUGAAAUCGGUGACAGUAUUGCAGAAGAAAGUGGAGAUGGAGAGAAGUACAGUACUGAGAAUAUAAUUGGUGAUAGUGAUUCUCAGCAAAUCCAGGCUUUUGCUUCUGCUUUUCUAGACCUUGGAGCUGAGCCAUAUGGUGUUGGUGAAGACACUUUUUAUGAUGAGAGCCUGAGCACUGUUAUGGCUGACUUUACUGUGGAGGAGAAUGUUAUUAAAAGUGAUAUUCUAAUAAGUGACGCUGAGCUUGAUGAUUUCUUGUAUGGACAAAGUCUGCAGUCCAGUGUGUCUAAGUCUUCAGACAAUGACGGUAACUUGGUGGAAGCUGAUGUAGAUGGAGGGAGUUUAACAGAUCUGAACAAUCUGGAUUUCACAGAGGUCGAUGAAGAGCUUAUGCAAACAAAACUGGAGGAGAUAACAAGCAUUAAUAGCAACCUUAAAGCAUCUAUUCCUGACAAUGAAGUGGAAGCUGCAGCAGAGGUCAGCAAGUCUCAAAGUCACAGCAUGACUGAGAGUGGCAGUGGAGCUCUGGCUUCUGAUGUUUGUAUUAAAGGUGCAAGACCAAAGCAGUUGCUUGACCUUUCCCAAGGAGCUGCUGGUCAGAAACAACUGAAUAGAACAAAUGUACUUGAAGGAGAAAACCAGGAAUGUGGUUCUGUUAGCUCAGAAGCUCCUCUCUCAGACACCAGUGUAAAUGUUGGUAGUACUGACCCUGGGGAAAGCAGCUGUGAGGCUGGAGGCAGUCAAACAUCUGAAAGCACUGAGCCGUGUAAAGCACCUUCAGCUCUGUCGUGGAAACAGCCCCUGUGGGUCCCAGACUCAGAGGCACCCAACUGCAUGAACUGCCAGGCCAAGUUCACCUUCACAAAGAGAAGACACCACUGCCGAGCCUGUGGGAAGGUUUUUUGUGGUAGCUGUUGCAAACGAAAAUGCAAACUGCAAUACAUGGAGAAGGAAGCAAGAGUCUGCACUGGCUGUUAUGAUGAUAUUAAUAAAGCACAGGCAUUUGAAAGGAUGAUGAGUCCAACUGGUCCUGUCCCCAAUUCCAGUGUCUCCUCUGAGCACUCUCCAGCUGUUCCACCCGUAGAGGAGGCCCAGACACCCGGGGGUGCCAGCUCUCCUUCACCAUCUGCACUGUUGCCUACAUCAGCACUUAAACAACCUGGUCCUGAAGGGCUGUGCUCCAGAGAGCAGAAGAGGGUUUGGUUUGCAGAUGGUAUCCUGCCAAAUGGGGAAGUGGCAGACACAGCAAAGCUGUCCUCAGGAGCGAAGAGGUCGCAGGACUCCAGCCCAGAGAACCCAGACCUGCCCGAGACGCCUGCGGCUGCAGACCCAAAGGAGGAUGACCUGGUAACUGAUGCAAAUCAAAAACUGAAGGAAAAAAUAGAUAAGAUGACAAAAAUGGAGGAAUUACAUCCUUCUGUUCCAUCAGAUGGUGCACAGCAGGCCACUCCAGGCCAGAGUGAGGUGACACCUAGUAACAGCUCUGCCCCUCUAGGGACUGAAGAGUGUUCCCCUGCAGCAGCAGAGGGGAGCAGUCCCAGCUCAGUGGGUCAGAGCACACGGGCUGUGCCUGUCUCUGCUUCAAGCUGCAGAGCACUGUGUGGGGUGGAAAACCAGGUGCGACGAGAGAUCAGCCUUCUUCCUGAUGGUGAUCAGCUGCCACCACUUGUGCUUGCACUGGGUGAAAAAGGGAAAGAUCUUCUGGUGGAGGAACGUCCAUUUCACCAAAAGGUCGCCUUGCUGCUUGGGGAAGGAGGUCCUAAUCCAUUGACUUUUAUUCUAAAUGCAAACUUGCUUGUCAAUGUGAAGCUAAUAACAUAUUCCUCAGAAAAGUGCUGGUGCUUCUCAACAAAUGGACUGCAUGGUUUGGGUCAGGCAGAAAUUGUCAUUCUGUUGCAGCGUUUGCCAGAUGAAGAUGUUUUCCCUAGUGAAAUAUUCAAAUUAUUUCUUGACAUCUAUAAAGAUGCAAUGAAAGGAAGGUUCAUAAGAAAUAUGGAAAACAUUACUUUUACAGAAAACUUUCUCAGCAACAAGGAGCAUGGAGGAUUUCUGUUUGUUUCACCAACUUUUCAGCAACUUGAUGAUCAGAUUCUACCAGAUAACCCUUUUCUUUUUGGCAUUCUUAUCCAUAAGUUGGAAGUACCCUGGGCAAAAGUGUUUCCAAUCCGUUUGAUGUUGAGAUUGGGAGCAGAAUAUGGGGCCUAUCCAGCUCCUGUGGUAAGUGUCAGGCAUCGGGAGCCGCUCUUCGGAGACAUUGGACACACGAUUAUGAAUCUGCUUGCUGACCUUAGAAAUUACAAGUAUACUUUGCAUACCAUAGACAACCUGUUUGUCCAUGUGGAGAUGGGUAGAAGCUGUAUUAAAAUACCUCUGAGGAAGUAUAAUGAGGUGAUGAAGGUGAUCAAUUCCUCUAACGAACACGUAAUUAGCAUUGGAGCCAGUUUCAAUACUGAGGCAGACUCUCACCUCGUGUGUGUGCAGAACAAGCAGGGCCUCUAUCACACCCAGGCCAUCAGUGCCACGGGACAGCCCAGGAAAGUUACAGGUGCAAGUUUUGUGGUGUUUAAUGGAGCCUUAAAAACAUCCUCAGGAUUUUUAGCUAAAUCCAGUAUAGUUGAAGAUGGGCUAAUGGUACAAAUAACACGAGAAACAAUGGAAAGUCUACGUCAGGCAUUAAGAGACAAGAAGGACUUCAAAAUAACCUGUGGUCAAGUGGAUACAGGGGAUGUGAAAGAAUAUGUAGAUAUUUGCUGGGUAGAAAAUGAAGAGAAAACCAACAAAGGAAUUUUAAGCCCAGUUGAUGGAAAAUCAAUGGAAGGAACUCUGAGUGAAAAAGCACCACUAUACAGAAGCUUCGAGAGAGAGGGAAAAGCUAUGAAGUGCACUGAAGUUUACCAUUUUGUAAAGGAUCAUGACCUCUGCAGUGCUGUUCCCCACCAGUUUGUAAAAGAGAUUGCCAUUGCCUGCAGCACUGCUCUUUGCCCUCACCUGAAAACCUUGAAAAGUAACGGGAUGAAUAAGAUAGGACUCAGAGUUUCCAUUGACUCAGACAUGGUUGAAUACUUAGCAGGAUCUGGAGGGCACCUUCUUCCACAGAACUACCUGAACGACUUGGACAGUGCUCUGAUUCCUGUGAUUCACAGUGGGAUGUCAGAUCCUACAGCUCUACCACUGAAAAUGGAAUUAGUGUUUUUCAUCAUAGAACACCUGUCUUGAUGAGGCUGAUUACAUGCAUAUACUGACUUGCUAGAUCUGAACACCAAAGUUGUAAUGCUACAAACACUAGAAAUGUUAAAGUUUCUAAACCUUUUAUGUUUUAAUAGCUUUUCAAACUGUUUUUUAAAGCCCCUCAGAUCCUCUCUGCUUCCUCUACCACAAAACAGUUAGUUUGUGUCAUGAAGUUCUGGAGGUUGACACUGAAUACAGGUGCAGAAGAGUGCAGGUUCUGCUGCUCUCACACAGUGGCAGCACUUGUAGGUGUAGUGUGACUCCAAGCCAUAGGAUUUGCCUCGCCCUCCUAAAGCUGCUGGGGUGCUGUGUGAGCUCUGCAAGAGCUGAGCCCUGGAGCAGGGCUGCCCCAAACGGUUUCCUUUGCACGGGGGGCUCAGAGCCCAGAGCUGCUGUGGCUGUGUGGGUAAACACCUCACUGAGGGCCUUAACUGGGGAUGUGAUGCUGGUGCUUCAGGAACAUACGCUCUCAAUUAAUGUUGUAGAGAGUAACUGCUUUCUUUCUUCUAUUUAUAAGGAUUUGUCUAACUUAAAUGGAUGCUAUUUUUAUAAAAUGUGCUUUUUUCUUUACUCUGUUCAGAAUUCCAUACACAAUUUGACCUUUCAAGGAUUAGGAAAAAACAGAUUACCCUUGAUGUAAUCUACAUGUAGCAAUAAGUCACACAACAAUUCUGCAGUAUUUUUUUCUGCUCCUGUCUACUGCUUUUGCCACAUUUUAGUAGCCACCUUUGCUUUCAGGGAGAACAGAUGUAUUAAGUCUGAAUUUUCACAAACAGGUUGAUUCUAGUGGAAGGUGUCCCUGCCUGUGGCAGGUGGGGUUGGGACACUUUAAGGUCCCUUCCAGCCCAAACUGUUCUGGGAUUUUUAGUAUACCUGAGGUUCUUGCAUAGGAUGUAUUUUUUUAUACUGGGUCAUUUAGAUCUAUUUAUGUAUUUGUGAUGCAUGAGAUUUGUACUGAGGUUCAUCAAACUGCAGUUGGGGUUUGGUAGCAGCCACACAACUGCUUGUCGAGAACAGAACCAGAACGAAAUAUACUCGAGAUCUAUAUUGUUUUCAGUAAAAAUGCUGGUACAAUUUUAUAAUGAGAGUAUUAAAACUUGGAUGCCUUCUUGAUGCUAAUAGGGGAUAUUUUAUGUUUUUGUAUCAAAAACAAUUUGUAAUUUAACCUAAUCCGCUCUGCUGUUAUCUGUGCUUGAACACUCCAGUCCUGGCAGGGUUCAGGCGUUGAGAUGUCACCCUGGAUGGAACUGAGCUGCAUUUCAGCUUCUGUGCUGACUUCUCCUGAGAAGCUGCCGUUAGGGAGACGGGCUGAACCCACGCCCAGUGCAAACAAAACGUGUCCUUGUUGAAAACAAGCUGCACCCAGGCCCUCGAGGGAGCUGAGCACGAGGCUGAACAGUGUUUAGGGUCUGUGACAGGGCCAGGGCACCUGAAGGAGCAGCUGCCUCCUGGCACUUAACCUCUACUAACUCCUUUUCAGUAAUGAUCAAUAAAGUUAACUACAGUGCUUGCAA